Messenger RNA from Cercocebus atys (sooty mangabey), 7770 nucleotides. It is a transcript of the gene TMEM74, whose product is annotated as transmembrane protein 74. The record is from RefSeq and is a predicted model, not a curated record. Lineage: Eukaryota; Metazoa; Chordata; Mammalia; Primates; Cercopithecidae. The transcript is spliced from 2 exons. Bases 687 to 1604 code for a protein of 305 amino acids.
GGCGGGGAGUAGGAUGGGGAGGAGGCUUUGGGUGCGAGGGUGAGAGCUCUGUAGCCUAGCGGAGCUGGAGCGCAUGUCCCCGCUCCCUGCCCAAGGUGUCUGCUUCGUCUCCCGGUACUAGGCGGACACAUCCCUACCUCGAGUCCCUCAGUGGGCGCAGAGUUCACCAGAAAUGGAUCGCCGGAUCCCUAGGCGCCUGCGGGGGGCACCGCUGCCCGGUGCUUGGGGCUCGGUCUUCCGGCUCAGCUCGCACAGAGCACAUCCAGAGGUCGCCUCCCCGAGACCAGCCUUGCCUGUGAAACCUGCCUUCUCGUUUGAGGGAUCCUUUUGCAGGAAUGUGUGAGUCCUUGGAUAAAUUUGGCUUGGUGAUGGCAGUAUUAUUUCUCAAUAGACACUGCCACUUCCUCCAUGCGCCUUUCUACCCUGACCUAAGUUUCUCAGUGUUAAUCACGAUGACAAGUGAGAGCAUUUGCCCUCUCUACACUUUCCUGCCACUAGGUAUCCCCUCCCUUCUUUUGCCUGUUUGAAGUGGAAAAGGGGCUAAACAGGUGCAGCUGUGAAGGAAAUGGGGACCCCAGGAGCAACAUUCCUGGAAGUACAACCUUAGCUUCUGUUGGGUUCUCAUUUAACUCUGUUGCUGUUGGCAGACUUUCCGGAAGCUGCUGGGGGAUGUCUGACUAGCUCUCAUGGAGCUCCACUACCUUGCUAAGAAGAGCAACCAGGCAGACCUCUGGGAUGCUAGGGACUGGAGUUCAAGAGGGCUGCCUGGUGACCAGGCAGAUACAGCAGCCACGAGAGCUGCUCUCUGCUGUCAGAGACAGUGUGCAUCCACCCCAAGAGCAACUGAGAUGCAAGGGUCUAAACUUAGUUCUUCUCCAGCAUCCCCCUCCUCCUCUCUGCAAAACAGUACUCUUCAGCCAGACACCUUUCCACCAGGACCUCUCCACUCAGGAAACAACCAAAUAACAGCGGAACGGAAAGUCUGUAACUGCUGCAGCCAGGAAUUAGAAACUUCUUUUACCUAUGUGGACAAAAACAUUAACUUGGAGCAGCGGAACCGGAGCUCGCCAUCAGCAAAGGGGCAUAAUCACCCUGGGGAGCUUGGCUGGGAAAAUCCAAAUGAGUGGUCCCAAGAGGCUGCCAUAUCUUUGAUAUCUGAAGAGGAGGACGAUGCAAGUUCAGAAGCCACGUCUUCAGGGAAAUCUAUAGACUAUGGUUUCAUCAGCGCCAUCUUGUUCUUAGUCACCGGGAUCCUGCUGGUGAUUAUCUCUUACAUCGUCCCACGAGAAGUGACUGUGGACCCCAACACUGUGGCAGCCCGGGAGAUGGAGCGCCUGGAGAAGGAGAGUGCGAGGCUGGGGGCUCACCUGGACCGCUGUGUGAUUGCGGGGCUCUGCCUCCUCACGCUGGGGGGUGUCGUCCUGUCCUGCUUGCUAAUGAUGUCCAUGUGGAAGGGGGAGCUCUAUCGUCGAAACAGAUUUGCCUCUUCCAAAGAGUCUGCAAAACUCUAUGGUUCUUUCAACUUCAGGAUGAAAACCAGCACGAAUGAAAACACUCUGGAACUGUCCUUGGUAGAGGAAGAUGCGCUCGCUGUACAGAGUUAAUUCUGGUUGUGAAUAUCUUGAGAGUCUGCCUUGGCAUUUUGUAAUAUGAAAAAAGAAGUUAAUUUAUAAAAAUUCACAGUGCAAUUUAUUUGCCUGGCAAGAAAAGUUUAUUUCACAAACCAGUGAGUGUUUUUGUUCUCCAUGUGUCUUCUAUUUAGAAGAAAAGCCAUGUAAGAUGUAUAAGAAACCACAACCAGCCACACCUGUCCUUCUGAAGCGCUGAAGGCUAAUUAAUCUGUAAUGGCCAAGAACUUCUACUUCGAUAGAAAAAUAUUUCUAAUGACCCAGUAUACAAAUUAUUUCUUUUACACAGAUAUGUGAUGUUAUUCUUUGGACACUAGGUGAUUCUACACACAGUAGGAUCAAUUGCUAAUCUAUUUUGUGAAAAAGAACUAAGCACUAAUCAAUAAUAAGGCUUAUGUUUAAUUCUCAAAGGUGCUUAUCCAUUUUCUUGCUAAAUUAUCGUUCUUGUAAUUUGGCUAAACACUAAAAUAUGGAAUUUUUAGUUUGAAUAUUUUGAAGUUUGAGGAUGUUGGGCUUUUCUUAUUGUAAAAAAUGUUAUGUUUGAAAUUAUUCCUGUAUUCAAAAAUGGUAAUUAAGUUAUUGGGAUAAACUUUCUAAUAAAAGAAAAUUAUGUAAAUCAUUGUAAGACCAAUGUGAAUUUAAACCACAGUGUUAGUGCCAGGCAUUAGCCAGGGUCACAUGCUCUUUUUUAAAAUGAAGUCAAAUUAGUUACUGAUAUAAAUUUUAUAUUUUGUGAUUUUGCCAUCAUAUUGGCUAUCUGUGCUCUUGAAGUCCGCUGGUUCUCACACCAAAGAGGCAAGGCGUGAAACAUUUUAAAUAUAUUUCCAGACAUCUAAACAUCUAGGCAGGCCUGAGUCAUGAUUGGCUCUGGUGUGCUUCCAGGUGACAUCUUGUUACUGCUGUUUGGGGAAAACCACCAAUAGAAUUGCAGCUAGACUUUUGGAGACUGUGCCUAGCAGGCUGUAUCACUUGCUCUAGGCUAAGCAACAAGCGCUUUCCUCAUGUAGCAGCAGUCCUUAAGCCUAAAGCCAAAAAAAACAAGACAGAAAAGAAAAGGAAAGAUUAAAUACACUGAUUUAAUGGGGACUGUAGUCAUUGUCAGAACUCACCUCUCACUCACAGUGGUCUAGGUGUCAUUCAGUAACUGUGAACUCUUGCCUCAUAAAGCACAAACUCUUCUCUAAGAGCAGCAUGAUGAGCAAGGUGCUCACUGUGCAAGACAUGCACUGGGUGUUCAGUAACAUGCCGCCUCAUUAUGGUGACGAUUCAGAAAAGGGAUGGGAAAUGCAGCCUCAGAAAUACCUUACAUCUUGCAACUCUGCCUGGAGGUUUUUGCAACUUGUGCUGUAGGAGUUGUCCUAACGUCCAUGAUUGCAUUAACAGGAUCAGGGGGUCAUUCUUAAAGAGGAUAGGAGCUGGGAAUUGGUAUGAGACAGCAGGAAUGAGGAAUUAAGAAAGUGAUUUCUUUGUAGAUUUUUAAAGGCUAUUUCAAAUGUCUGAAGUUUGUGUUGUUGUGGACAACUGUGGAAUACAUGGGUGACUUUGGCAAAAUGUGUGAAUCAGGAUAUUUAUGUGAAUGAGCUCUCAUGGGUAUCAGAGAUUGAUUUGAUGAGUGUGGUGUGCUGCAUAUGACUAAGGGUUGAGGUGAAAUACAAAAAGGGAGACUCAGAAGAUAGCAAAAAGAGAGGGUGGGUAUAUGAAAGAAUUAUUAGGUAAAAAUGAGAAAUUAUAUGAGAAUCAGGAAGCUAGAUGUAGUUAAUUGCCUUAUGUUAUAGAGCAAUACUGAUUACUGAAAAGAAAGAAUUGAGAUGACAUAAACAUGAUUUUUGCUUUCCAUUGCUGUUUCCUUGUGCUUUUUCAACAAACUUUGUUUUACUGGGAGUCUCAUUUCAUGAUUUUUGUUAAGGCUGCCUUACCAGUGGUAUAAGUUUUAUAUUCUGAAGGUUUUUAAGUCCAGCUCUAGCCUGCUUAAGGAUCCACUUUGGAUGAUGUUGAGAUAAGAAGGAAACGAUCUGCUGAGUGAGUAGGUCUGAGCUGUGUGUUAAAAAAAGAAGGCAUUAAAAAAAAAGAGAGAAGGCAUUAAAGAAAAAACUAAUGUUUAUUCAUAGAAGCUAAAUGAGAUCAGCUGAGUUUUGUUUUUAUUUAUUGGUGAAACAGGAUUAAUUAGCCAAAUGGCAAACUAAACUGAAUUAAUGUGGAAUCGGUUUUCAGUUUAUGAAGGAAGAGGAGUUUGGGAAUCAAGUGUUAGGAAGUCUUUUCACUUGAUGAUAAAGCUUUUCCUAUGGAAGCAUUUAAUGAAUCUUGCAGGACUACAAAAUAAUAUAGAUGUGAUCUAGAGGCAACAUUUUGAAAAAUGCCAUUUUGGAAAAAAAAAAAAUUCAACAGGGAAGGAAAAGACCUAACAAGUCGAAAUACAUUUCCUUUCUUUUCCCCAGAACUCUAUAAUUUUCUUUAAAAUUUAAAAUUGAAAUGUGGUAUGUAAAUGCAUAUUUCAACAUUGUUUAAAUCUGCUAACAUACAGAGCACAUCUCUUUUAAGGUUCUGCUUAUCUGAGGGCAAACCAUUACACAUUACAUGAUUUAGAACAUCAUCUGAAUGACUCCUUUUGGGCUGUGGUGACAUUAUUCAGAUACUUACCUUAAUCGACUUUUCACUGGGUAUUUGGUUUAUCCAUCCUGGCAGUGCCUGAAUUCAAUAUGAAGAUUACUUGAAUUUAAAAUGAUGGUAACACAGGCAAAGAAAAGUCAUGUGCUUUAUUUCCUGUUGUUCCCAAUUUGACAAAGAAUGUUUUUGGCUCUAGAGGUACUUUGGCAAGACCAGGGGAUACAUUCUACAGACAUUGGGCAUACAAUAGCUAUGGUGUUGGUCUUGCAUCCUUCAUGGAGAUUUAUGACCUUCCAUCUGUCUCUUCAACAUGGUGCUGGUUGUUACCUAUAAAAGUUUUUAUUGCUAGACCUAGGGAAGAAAAACGUUUUUCAGUGGUUCUAGGUCUUUAGCUUAUUUACAUGGUUUUAGAAAUCUAAACUCAGAGUCAUCUUCCUAAUCUCAAUGAGAAGACAGCUCAUCUUUCAGCAGUAUGGACCAAUGGGGUGAGUUACAGAAAGAAACCUGUCUUUCUCCUUUAUUACUGGGAUCUACAUGCUGCUGAUGGAUGAUUUAAGGCUCCUAAUAUCUUUAUAAGCCAGUUCUUUUUAGAGCACCUUAAACUGUUAGUGGUAGAGUUUGCAAAGAGUUUUCUUUGCAGUGCUGUGUGUCCUUUCCACCCAUUGGGAGCUCUGAAAGCAGAUCACGUAAUAAGAUGUACUGGACCCUCAUGUAAAGAACAGCUUUUCUUCAUGUUCCCCACUGCAUAGUUGAUUUAUAGUUUAGAGGAAGACAACACUGCUUGGAACCAUGAAAUUCUUGGAGGCCAUGGUUGCUUUUACCCGCAUGACUGCUAUAACCCUUUAUUCUGUACUAUCAAGUUACUUGCCUUGAUAUCAAAUGCUUUGCUGUCUGCUUAAAAUAUGAGUCCAUCUCCCUCAUACUUACUUGUUUUAGGGACCCAAUUGGACCAGUGCUGGGACAUGCCCUUCAAGGUACAACUUCUGAAAAGAGACUGUGCUACCAAACUUAUGUGUGCCUUUACCUCAGUCCCCCAGAAUAAGGGGUGACUUAAUCUUGAUAAAUGAGUGACUGAGCACCAUGCUAGUUAAACACUGAGAAUUAAAAGCCUAGACCCAAUGGCUCUACUUUUUUUUUAACCUCUUUCCGACAAGCAAAACUUCUAGGCAGGAGCAUGUGAACAUUUUGGUCUUCAUCUUUCACAUGUGCAAUGGUGGGUGUAUGCAAAACUUUACUUGGAUUAAUUGUCUAAAGUUUAAAAAACGUUCUAUAUGUAUAUCUCUCAGGAGAACGUUUUUCAACCUGAAGGUCAGAUUUCAUUGCAGCAAUUAAUGCCAUCAAAAAUAUGUGGUCUGACAGAAAAGAUCACAACCUUUGCCAAUGGUUCACCUAUUACAGCAAGAUGUAAUACUAUCAAUACUUACUGUUCUCUGUAAUGGGUUUAACCUUUCCCAGAAUUGGACAUAAAAAUUGACUAUGAUGAGAAGAUUAUAAUGAACUCUCACUGGCGGCUUUUCCUAGUGUAAAAAGAGUACUUAAGAAAGAGAAUUAACAUAUCAUUGUCUUUCCGCUGAUUUUUAGCUGUAUCAUUUUAUGAUUCAUAAUAUUCUAUAAUAUCUUCUCCCAAAUUUUAUAAGUCUUGGGAAAUAAUUUGCCUGCCUAGUGCAUUGACACAUUGACACUGUAAAAAGCAAGAUGUUAUUUUAAACACAUGAAACUGGUUUCAAAAAUCUGUGGCUUACACUUGAGUGUACUCAUGGUUUAUGUUUGUGUACAGAUUUAUGUGCACUCAAGUCUAUGUAUAUUCAGACUAUAUUUUAUAGUUAUACAGCUUUAAUACCCAAAGUUAUCGUUAGAAUAAUUUUAUUAUAGCAAUUUGGCAUGCCUUACUGUUGACAUUAAGAAGAAGAGAAGUCUUUCACAACUCAUGAAUGAAGAAUUUGGAAUCAGCCUCAGAAUGAGAUGCCAUAAUUAUUAUAAACCUGUUUUGGUUGUUCAGCCUCCCACAGAUGUUUAUUGAUUUAUUUUUAACUUCUCAAUUUCAGACUUAUAAGAGUGUGAGAUAUUUGGAAAUUAUUUUACCAUGAAUCGUUAUUUUAUUUCAGGGGACUAUGGGGAGUAUCUUCCUUUGUUUCAAGUUUGGGUAACACGCCUGUGUUUCAGGAACAGCUCUCCCUAUUUUUUCACUGCUAUCUUCAGGCUUCCUAGCCAGGCUCCAAACAAAUGUCAUGUAAGAAAGAAAGAUGAAUUAUUACAUAUUGUGUAUUUACAGUGUGUACCCUGUGGUUCUCAUCGUGCUUUUAAUUUUACUUUUCUUACCAAACAAAAAUAAUUUGACAUUGAUUAUGUGCUUUUUGAUAUUGUCAAGGGCAAUUACUAAGGUUAUGAGCUCUUUCUUAGGGCACUUGAUGCCUUAUAUGUUAAUAACAAGUGUGUCAUAUAAUUUUAAAAUAAAACUACUCAAAUGCUUUAUUGUGUUUAUUAAGUUGAAUUUAAAUUGGAAUCUGUAAUGCUGAUUUGAUCUUUUAAAAUUGUAUUUGAAAGUAUUUGUCCAAAAAAAUUAAAAUGAAUAUUUACCCCUAAUUUAGGUUUGUCAUUCUUCUUGCUACCAUUUCACUAUAUAAUGUAGACUGUGCCUUAUUUUUUGUUGUUUUAUAGGAAAUAGUCCAAGUUAUUUGGGUUUCUCUAAAUCACGCAGUAUUAAACUUAGAGUAUACAUUUUAUGAUAUGGAAAAAAUACAUGAAUAAAUAUUUUUUAAAAACACUUAUCUGAGUGUCUAGAAAGCUUUUAGGUGAGAAAUAGAUAUCAACUUAUGCACCUACUUUUAAUCUUCUUGUAAUCUAAUUUUGAUCUCCAUUUUCAUUUGAAGAAUGUAUCACAAUUUAUAUUAUUAACCGGAAUUUUAUCCUUAUUAUAUGUAAGUGCUGUCAAGGUCAAAAACUCUAAAGAGACAUUUGGAAGUGAGCCCCAUAUCUUGUUCCAUCUAUUUUGAAUAAAAAUUUGAUCAAGAUUCUUAUCUACAUACUCUAUAGGAAGAAAGUCUACUUCCUUCGAUAUCUAUUUGCUUCUAGAAGUUCUUUUGGGUUUUAUUAACCACCUCUGAUCAUUCGGAAUAAGCUAAGUGAUGCUGUUACAAUUCCACAGCCUCUCGCUAUACGACUCUUGUAGGUCAGCAGUCAGGGGGACCCAGUCUGAUGCAGCCACCUUUUUACGUGCCCCUUGUUGCCAAGCUGGAGGGGAAAAGAGUCUGAAAGAGACACUGCACCAGGUCAACACGUAUUUAGUCAGGACUAGUCAUAUAGUCCCACUUAAGCCAGGAAAUGCAGUUCCAGCAUGAACCCUGAAAUGAGAAUUGGGAGUGUUUGGCAAAUGGCACUAAUGACUACCAUAAUUUCUAAGGUCUUUGUUUUGUUCAAGCAGUGUACGUAUCAAUGAACAUAAAUAUUCUCGUCUUCUCUAAUGAUCACUUGAUCAAUUUAAUGUUAAUACAUUUAUAAUGGGGGCCAAAAAAUGCUAAAGAUCUCUAGAGAAGGCACA